AUGACAAUGAAGCACAGGAGCUUGCAGAAGUCCCUAGCCUGCUACUGGGGAAGCUUUUCUAGAUUAUGUUUUCUCUUAGGACUCCUCAUUGUAUUGUCUGCCAUUAUUUGGAAACAAAACAAAGAGAAAUGCAAAUAUCAAAAAUGGGAAGAAUCUGGAUUAAAGGGUCCAAAUAGAAAGAAGACAAUUGACCUGAAGAACAUUACAUCAAAGAAGCUACAGUACCAAAAUUUAACUGUAAUGGAAAGUGCUACAGGUCCCUUAGCUAUUCCAUACAAAUAUCUCUUGGGAUCACAUCCUCCCAAAAAGAGAUUCUUGACCAUUGGAAUCUCCUCUGUCCACAACGAAAAGGAACAGCAUUUGUUGGGGACUAUCGAGUCCAUUUUCAGUCACUGCCUCCCAGAAGAAUUAAAGCUGAUAACUGUAGUUAUAUAUCUAGCCGAUAACAGUUCUAAGCUAAACGAGCAAAGCCUCAAGAAAAUUGAGGCUCAGUUUAGUGUGCAUAUUAAUGCAGGAAGGCUGCUUGUUAUACAAAGCUCGCUAGCCAGUUACCCUCCUUUACACCCUCUGAAAAUGGAUGUCUUGGGCUGUGAAAAAGGCAAAUAUAAAACCAAACAGAAUGUAGACUAUGCUUAUUUAGUUAACUUUUGUGCCAAUCUCUCCCAGUAUUAUUUGAUGCUAGAGAAUGAUAUUGUCUGUGCCACUGGUUUUGUGUCCGUUAUACAAAGCUAUGUAAGAACGCUGAAGCAAUCCUGGACCACGAUAGCAUUUUCGAGACUGGGCUGUAUAGGAAAACUCUAUCAUAGUUCUGAUCUCACCAAACUGGGCCGGUUUCUCUUGAUGUUCUAUGAUGAGAUUCCUGGGGACUGGCUUCAGACAUUUUUUCAUAAAGCCAAAGCUCAAGAAGAAGCCAUUUUCUUUCAUCCUUCUCUCUUCCAGCACAUAGGGAAAGUUUCUUCAUUUCACAAUGUGGAAGGACAACGCAUACAUCCGGAGUUUGAAGAAGAUGCUGGAGAUUUUGGAGAUUUUCCUACUGCUUCAUGUUUCACAAACAUACCCAUUUAUGCUAAUUACAUACCAGCCAAUGUGUGUCCCCCAGGAAAGGGUGUCUUUUGGGGCAAGAAUGUGACAUCAAAGAGCUUCUUCACCAUUGUUUUUGCGCACCCAAUUGUUCCCCAGAAGAUUCAGAUUUACACAGGGUCAGCCGUAUAUAACACAGACAUUCUCUGUUAUGGUUAUGUAGAAAAGGGUAGUCUCAAAAUCCACAUACGUGGACAUCAAACAUGCCUAACGUUCAAACGGAUAGGGGAUUUUAAGAAUGGACUUUUUAAAAUGGAAGAUAAGAGCAAUAACGAUGACAUUGAAUGCCUUCGAAUACAAGCCACAGCUCCACAAAAGCACUGGCUGAGAAUAAGGAGAAUUAGUAUCUGGGUGAAGAAGAGUUAA
This is a messenger RNA of Rhineura floridana, 1446 nucleotides long. RefSeq names its product alpha-1,3-mannosyl-glycoprotein 4-beta-N-acetylglucosaminyltransferase C-like. Gene Ontology annotation, molecular function: acetylglucosaminyltransferase activity. Gene Ontology annotation, biological process: protein N-linked glycosylation. The record is from RefSeq and is a predicted model, not a curated record. NCBI's taxonomy places the organism in Eukaryota, Metazoa, Chordata, Lepidosauria, Squamata, Rhineuridae. The transcript is spliced from 3 exons. Bases 1 to 1446 code for a protein of 481 amino acids.